Molecule: messenger RNA, 548 nt
Organism: Zingiber officinale
Lineage: Eukaryota; Viridiplantae; Streptophyta; Magnoliopsida; Zingiberales; Zingiberaceae
Product: abscisic stress-ripening protein 5-like
Exons: 2
Coding region: 67-405 (112 amino acids)
Source: RefSeq, a predicted model, not a curated record
GCGUCCCGGCCGCUCCAUCGCAGCAGCGAACACGGCGACUGAUCCACCAUCGCAAGCAGCCGGGCCAUGGCCGAGGAGAAGCAACACCACCACCACUUCCACCACCACAAGGAGGAGGAGCAGCCCGCCAGCUAUGAGCAGUUGAAGGAGGAGGAGAAGCACCACAAGCACAAGCAGCACCUCGGAGAAGCCGGCGCGAUGGCGGCCGGCGCUUUCGCUUUGUACGAGAAGCAUGAGGCGAAGAAGGACCCGGAGCACGCGCACAAGCACAAGAUAGAGGAGGAAGUGGCGGCGGCGGUGGCGGUGGGCAGCGGAGGCUACGCCUUCCACGAGCACCACGAGAAGAAGGAAUCCAAGAAGGAGGCUGAGGAAGCGAGCGGGAAGAAGCACCACCAUCUCUUCUGAAACUAUAAAUUCCAUGCCCUGUAUGGUUGUUGCGUGUAUUUUGCUUGUAGUGCUUGUUUGUAACAUCUGCUUUCUGCCUUCUGAUGCUUUUUCAGUUGUGGAACAAAUUGCGAAAAAUAAAUGUUUUUCUAUCUCUUGAUAAA